UAACAGACGAACAAAUCGCGGCGGCCAUGUCGGUGGGCCGGGUCGCAUUGGCCGCGGCGGGCCACUGUGCCCUGCUUUGGGCGCUCAGCGACCCGCUGAUCGUCCCGGCCCCCACCACGCAGCAGCGGCCGCCGGACACCGUCGAUGGCGGCGUGCCCUUCCUCAAAAUUUUGCCCACCAGGGACGAGCAGCUUCAGAAGCUGCGCACCACGCUGCAGUUCGACGUUAUGGUGCUGGGCGGAGGAGCCAUCGCCUGUGGCGUGGCACUUGACGCAGCCACCAGAGGACUCCACGUGGCGAUGUGCGACGUUGAGGACUUCGGUUCUGGGGCCAGCACACGUGGCUGCAAGCUUCUGCCUGCAACAGCGCGUGGUUACAGCGAGCCAAUGGUGCCGUUCCACUUGAAAUUGUUCAAGGGCAACCGUCAGGCGAUCGAAGAACGGCAGGCUAUAUUCAACUCUGCGCCACAUCUAUGCCACCCGGUGACCGUGGUGAUGCCGCUCUACGACUGGCGCAAGGCCCUCUCGGUCUGGUUUUAUUUCAAAACCCACUGGUACACCUUCAGCAAGCCGAACCUCAACGAUAACCGCUGGCUCAGCAGCGCCAAGACGCAGGAGUUGCUGCCCCUUCUGCGCAAGGACAAGCUGGUAGGGUCCGUGCUGUUCCGCGAAGCCACCAUCGACGACAUUCGCAUGAAUGUGGCGCUGGCGCUGACAGCCGCACGCCACGGUGCUGUUGUUGUCAACCACGUGGGAUGCAAGCGCUUUCUCAAGGAUAAAUUCGGUCGCCUACGCGGUGUUGUUCUGAUAGACAAGCUGACCGGAGAGAAGUGGCCUGUGCGGGCAAAGUGCGUCAUCAAUGUAACGGGGCACAGCGCAGACUACCUUCGGCAGGUGGACACGCCCUCGGCCAAGGCGAUCGGAAACCCGGUGUUGAGCACAUACAUGGUUCUACCCUGGCAUUUCGGUCACAAGACGUGCGCCAUCCUGACGGCCACCGACAAAGGCACGCUGAUCGCCAUGCCCUACCAGGAGCAGUGCCUCAUCUCGGGCUCACACAAAAAGCUCGACUUCACACAGGCCGGAAGACCGACGCACGAGGCAGUCAGUAAGAUGUUGCGAGACUGGAACGAGCAGCUCGACAUGAACGCGGUGACAGCGAAGCUCAGUGAGGUGCUGUCCACGUGGACUACCGUGACCUCGGUGCAGGAGAGCGUGACGGGUCGUGAGAAGCCGGUGAUCGAAGUGAGCCAGAGCGGCAUGGUCUCUUGCACUGGCGGCGCUUGGACUUGGAACCGGCUUCUGGCAGAGCGGGUCGUGGACACGGCGCUGACGCAUUGCGAGGAGCUGCAGCCCUGUCGGCCUUGCUCCACCAGGGCCAUCAAGCUGGAAGGGGCCGCCAAUUGGUCUCCUACUCUGUACGUCCAGCUGCUGCAGAAGUACCGCCUCGAGGCAGACGUGUCCAAGCACCUGGUCGACUACUACGGCGACCAGGCGGCGCUACUGGCGCGCAUGGCCGCGAAUUCACGCAAGGGCUCACGCUCGCUCAACCCGGGGCAGAGGCUACUGCCGCGACUGUCCUUCAUCGAGGCUGAGGUGCGACACGCGGUGCGCCACGAGUACGCGUGCACGGCGGUGGACGUGCUGGCGCGGCGGCUGGGCGUGGCGUACGCGGACGCCAACGCGGCGGAGGGCAUGCUGCCCCGCGUAGUGGACAUCAUGGCGGCCGAGCUAGGCUGGACGGCGGCGCAGCGCCAGGACCAGAUGCAGCAGGCGACGCGCUUCCUGGAGGAGAACAUGGGCCUGGCCGUGUGCCGACCCCACAGGCACGCGCCCGUGCUCAGGCUGGACUCGAACGAGUUCGGGCGACUCGUGCGUCUCUUCCAGUACCUCGACCGGCGACAGACGGGCUCGGUGUCGCUGCGGCGCCUACGGCCGCACAUCCUGAGCGAGCAGUUCCGGCCCGAGCCGUGGCUUCGCGUGAUGAUGCGACGUCUGGUGGACAUCGUCAUCGCGGCCGACUCCGAGGCGUACCUGCACAACGACCUCUACGUGCCGCCGCUGUACCGGGCCUCGGUCCAAAGCGGAUCCACCAGGGGCACCGAGGCCUUCACCGAGAAGGUGGAGGCCCUUUCCAAGGCCCUGCAGCUGAACGCCGACACGCUGGCCGAGACCCUGGACGAGAUGGAGAGCGCGACAAGCGGCAGCUUGGAGCUGGGCGACUUCCUGCUCUUCAUGAACAACCUGAAGGUGUGCCUGCGCGCGCAGCAUGCGAGGGCCGCCAAGAGAGACCCGAGCAUGAACGAAUUGGUCGAGCUGCGCGGAAGCGACCCACUCGCCCCGCUGCCGAGAGCGCCCACCGUCUACACCAUGUAAGAGGGCGCCGCCCAGCCCGCACCCUCCUCCGCCUGGACGGGCGCCGCACGGCGCAGCGCCCGAGUCGCCCGGUGAAGCGGCUGCGCAGGGGCCCCCGCGGCGCCACUUCAGUCGCCGCGUUGCUCCUGUGGAGUGAGCGUAGCGUGCCGGGAUGACGAUUCGACUCGGCGUCACGCGGUGUCCGCACCGCGUGCGUUUGUAAAUCGGUCAAUUCGGCUCAUUUUACUAUAAACGUGUUUAUAAAUUGGUAA
Messenger RNA from Dermacentor albipictus, 2626 nucleotides. Its product is annotated as glycerol-3-phosphate dehydrogenase, mitochondrial-like. Lineage: Eukaryota; Metazoa; Arthropoda; Arachnida; Ixodida; Ixodidae. Gene Ontology annotation, cellular component: mitochondrion; glycerol-3-phosphate dehydrogenase (FAD) complex. Gene Ontology annotation, biological process: glycerol-3-phosphate metabolic process. The record is from RefSeq and is a predicted model, not a curated record. Gene Ontology annotation, molecular function: glycerol-3-phosphate dehydrogenase (quinone) activity.